Ipomoea nil (Japanese morning glory) is the source of this 3448-nucleotide messenger RNA. RefSeq names its product coatomer subunit beta'-2. The transcript has 26 exons. The record is from RefSeq and is a predicted model, not a curated record. The coding region runs from base 281 to 3058 and encodes 925 amino acids. Lineage: Eukaryota; Viridiplantae; Streptophyta; Magnoliopsida; Solanales; Convolvulaceae. Gene Ontology annotation, cellular component: COPI vesicle coat. Gene Ontology annotation, molecular function: structural molecule activity; protein binding. Gene Ontology annotation, biological process: retrograde vesicle-mediated transport, Golgi to endoplasmic reticulum; endoplasmic reticulum to Golgi vesicle-mediated transport; intra-Golgi vesicle-mediated transport.
UCUUCGUCCCUCACUUCCUCGCAUAUCACAGAGGGAAACUUAGCUGUGGCAUGAGCACAAUCUCUGCACUUUCUCUCUCCUGAGAUCUCUCUUUCUCUAUUAGAGUUUCAUCGCUCGGCCCGCAAUUCCAAUUCGAAGAAGAUCUCCGCACCCGACUGCGCGCGCGCGCGUCAGUGGAUUCGCUCCUCUGUGAUCUUUGCUUGGAUCUCUAGGGCUGCUCAUUUUUCCAAAUCUCCGAUUGGUUUCUUCAAUCUAAGUAGCUUCCCUUUCAUCUGUGAAUAUGCCUCUGAGGUUGGAAAUCAAGAGAAAAGUUGCUCAAAGAUCGGAAAGAGUAAAGUCGGUGGAUCUGCAUCCAACCGAGCCAUGGAUACUAGCGAGUUUGUAUUCUGGGACUGUUUGCAUCUGGAACUACCAAACACAGGCAAUGGCAAAAUCUUUUGAAGUGACUGAGUUACCAGUUAGGUCAGCAAAGUUCAUUGCACGCAAGCAGUGGGUUGUUGCUGGUGCUGAUGACAUGUUUAUUCGGGUGUACAAUUACAACACCAUGGAUAAGGUUAAAGUCUUUGAAGCUCACACAGAUUAUAUCAGGUGUGUUGCUGUUCAUCCUACUCUUCCUUAUGUGCUGUCAUCAUCUGAUGACAUGCUGAUAAAGCUCUGGGAUUGGGAGAAAGGAUGGGUGUGCACUCAAAUUUUUGAGGGCCAUUCCCAUUAUGUGAUGCAAGUGACAUUUAAUCCAAAAGAUACCAACACUUUUGCUAGUGCAUCUCUUGAUCGAACUAUAAAGAUUUGGAAUCUUGGCUCACCUGAUCCAAACUUCACGCUGGAUGCCCAUCUGAAAGGUGUGAAUUGUGUAGAUUAUUUCACAGGUGGUGAUAAACCUUACUUAAUCACUGGGUCUGAUGAUCACACUGCAAAGGUGUGGGACUACCAGACGAAAAGUUGUGUGCAAACUCUAGAAGGGCACACACAUAAUGUCUCUGCUGUGUGUUUUCAUCCUGAACUGCCUAUUAUAAUCACGGGUUCUGAAGAUGGUACUGUUCGCAUAUGGCAUGCAACAACUUAUAGACUUGAAAACACUUUGAAUUAUGGCCUUGAGCGGGUCUGGGCAGUUGGUUACAUGAAAGCUUCAAGAAGGAUUGUGAUUGGUUAUGAUGAGGGAACCAUUAUGGUCAAAAUAGGUCGUGAAGUGCCUGUUGCUAGUAUGGAUAACAGUGGGAAAAUCAUAUGGGCAAAGCACAAUGAGAUCCAAACAGUUAAUAUAAAGAGUGUGGGAUCAGAUUAUGAGGCUACUGAUGGAGAAAGGUUGCCAUUGGCUGUCAAGGAAUUGGGAACAUGUGACCUCUACCCACAGAACUUAAAACAUAAUCCCAAUGGAAGGUUUGUUGUUGUUUGCGGAGAUGGUGAAUACAUUAUAUAUACAGCUCUGGCCUGGAGAAACAGGUCAUUUGGAUCUGCACUCGAAUUUGCUUGGUCAUCAGAUGGGGAAUAUGCUGUGAGGGAAAGUACAUCAAAAAUUAAGAUCUUCAGUAAAAAUUUCCAGGAGAAGAAAAGCAUCCGUCCGACUUUCUCUGCUGAGCGCAUAUAUGGGGGUACUUUAUUGGCAAUGUGCUCAAAUGAUUUUAUUUGCUUCUAUGAUUGGGCUGACUGCCGGUUGAUAAGGCGGAUUGAUGUUAAUGUCAAAAACCUCUACUGGGCUGACAGUGGUGAUCUAGUGACAAUUGCAAGUGACACAUCAUUUUACAUUCUUAAGUAUAAUCGUGAUGUUGUAUCUGCACAUUUAGAAAAUGGAAGAUCAGCUGAUGAACAAGGUGUAGAAGAAGCUUUUGAACUUCUUUAUGAGAUCAGUGAACGGGUUCGGACUGGAUUAUGGGUUGGGGAUUGUUUCAUUUACAAUAAUUCUUCCUGGAGACUCAAUUAUUGUGUUGGCGGUGAGGUGACCACAAUGUUCCAUUUAGACCGCCCAAUGUACCUGCUCGGUUAUCUUGCAAACCUAAGCAGGGUGUAUCUUAUUGACAAAGAGUUCAAUGUUGUUGGAUACACUUUACUGCUUAGCUUGAUUGAGUACAAGACACUUGUAAUGCGUGGUGAUCUGGAGCGAGCGAAUGAGGUCUUACCAUCGAUUCCCAAGGAGCACCACAAUAGUGUGGCCCGUUUCUUGGAAUCACGAGGAAUGGUAGAAGAAGCAUUGGAAGUUGCUACAGACCCUGACUACAAAUUUGAACUGGCAAUACAGCUUGGAAGACUAGAGAUUGCAAAGGAAAUUGCUGUAGUAGCACAGAGUGAAUCCAAAUGGAAGCAGUUGGGGGAACUUGCUAUGUCUACCGGAAUGUUGGAGUUGGCAGAGCAAUGUUUGAAACAUGCAAAUGACCUGAGUGGCCUGUUGCUGCUGUAUUCUUCUUUAGGAGACGCUGAUGGAAUAACUGGAUUGGCUUCUAUUGCCAAGGAGCAUGGGAAGAAUAAUGUUUCAUUCCUUUGCCUAUUUCUGCUGGGUAAAGUGGAUGAGUGCAUUCAGCUGUUGAUUGACAGUGGCCGUAUACCUGAAGCAGCAUUUAUGGCACGAUCAUAUUUACCCAGUAAAGUCUCUGAAAUAGUUUCCAUUUGGAGAAAGGACCUUAACAAGGUCAACCAGAAAGCUGCUGAGGCUUUGGCUGAUCCUCAAGAAUAUCCGAACUUGUUUGAGGAUUGGCAAGUUGCACUUGCUGUUGAAUCUAGCGUUGCAGAGACCAGUCACUUGCUCUGCAGAGGUAUCUACCCACCAGCAGCCGAAUAUUUAAAUCAUGCUGAUAGAUCUGCAGUCAACCUUGUGGAGGCUUUCAGGAAUAUGAGGAUGGAUGAAGAGGAACCCCUUGAAAAUGGAGAAUUGGAUCAUGAGGCUGCAGUACAGAAUGAAGGCGAGGGACAGCAGCCGGAGCAAGAUGAUAUUCAACCAGAGGGGCAUGAAGAUGGCCAAGAAGAGGCUGUUGUGGUGGAUGCUGAAUCAACAGAUGGUGUGCUUGUUAAUGGAAACGAUGCUGAUGAAGAGUGGGGUAUGAAUAAUGAAGGAAAACAGUCAGCUUAAAAGCAAUUGGUUGGGCUGGUGUGAAAAUCGUAGUUUUGUCGCUGUGCUUACACAUCCCUGAUUCCAGUCAAUGCAAUCGGUUCCAGCUGUAUGUAAUUCAUUCUUAAGACUCUCCGUCAAUCGUCUUGAAAAGGUAAAGGUGAAGAGGAACCGGGUGUUUGCUUGGCUUGGCUGUGGUGUGAUUUUGUAGCAAUGAGUUUUUUCAACAUUCAGUAGACGACAUUUGUUUGAGCUUCAGUUAUUAAAUACUGUGUAGCUUAGAUGCCCCCCCAUAGUUGUCUUAAUUAAUACAGUAUGAUAUUCUUUGAAAUUCUUAAAUGCCAUUGUGAAUGUAGAAGUAUUAUGUUAUAUGAAAAGUGCGGAUAGGGUGGAUCAUUUUAACCUUUAUUA